Messenger RNA from Phyllostomus hastatus (greater spear-nosed bat), 1074 nucleotides. Its product is annotated as putative serine protease 42. The record is from RefSeq and is a predicted model, not a curated record. The transcript has 5 exons. Gene Ontology annotation, molecular function: serine-type endopeptidase activity. Gene Ontology annotation, biological process: proteolysis. NCBI's taxonomy places the organism in Eukaryota, Metazoa, Chordata, Mammalia, Chiroptera, Phyllostomidae. The coding region runs from base 1 to 1074 and encodes 357 amino acids.
AUGGCGUCCUUGGGCCUCCUGGUCUGGCUUCUGCUCCUUCAGCCCUGGCUCUGGAAGGCCCCCGCGGGUGGGGAGGGGGCGCAGGGCGGGACUGCGCUGCCCUCACGCUCUCCCACACCCUCGCCCUCGGGGGGCAGCCGCCAGGACCCAGGGGCGAGCCCGGGGAAGCUGCCACCCACAGGGGUUCCCCAACCCUCGGUGGCCCCCACCUCCCAAGCGGCCGCGGGACCCUUGAAGGUGGUGGAGUUCACCUCAGCGUGCGGCCAAGUGCUCUCGAAGAUCGUGGGCGGCGAGGAGGUGGAGGAAGGCGAGUGGCCGUGGCAGGUGAGCCUGCGGAUCAGCGGCAGGCACGUGUGCGGGGGCACCCUCAUCACAGAGCAGUGGGUGCUGACGGCCGGCCACUGCAUCUUCAGGCGACGCGAUUACAGCGUCAAGAUGGGCGAUCGGAGUGUCUUCCAGGAAAUCACCAGCGUGGUGGUCCCGGUCAAAAGCAUCACUGUCCACCCGCGGUUCACCACGGUUGGAACCAUUCACCAUGAUCUGGCCCUUCUCCAGCUUAACUACCCAGUGAAUUUCACCUUCACCAUCUUCCCCAUUUGCAUCCCUGACGUGACUUUCAAAGUGGCAGCUGGGACCAGGUGCUGGGUGACCGGAUGGGGCAGAAAACAAGAAAUCGGUGGCGAACUGGCUUCAUUUACUCUCCAGAAGGUCGACCAGUACAUCAUCUACUAUGAUAAGUGUAACAAGAUGGUGAAGAAGGCCAUGUGGAAGACCAGGGACGUGGUGCUGCCGGGGAUGAUCUGCGGCUACAAAGACGUGGGGAAGGAUUCUUGCCAGGGAGAUUCUGGGGGCCCCCUGGUCUGUGAAUAUAAUGACACGUGGGUCCAGAUGGGGAUCGUGAGCUGGGGCUUCGGCUGUGGUCGUCAAGACGUGCCUGGAGUUUACACAGACGUUGCAUUCUAUGCUAAGUGGAUCGUCGCAGUGGUGAACCAGGCUGCCGUUUUGUACCCAGUGGUGCUCCUCAUCCUGCCCCUGUGUCUGGGGCUGCCCCUGGGCCUCCUGGCGACCCCGUGA